Aspergillus tanneri is the source of this 1236-nucleotide messenger RNA. RefSeq names its product Gfo/Idh/MocA family protein. The coding region runs from base 1 to 1236 and encodes 411 amino acids. Gene Ontology annotation, molecular function: nucleotide binding. NCBI's taxonomy places the organism in Eukaryota, Fungi, Ascomycota, Eurotiomycetes, Eurotiales, Aspergillaceae. The transcript is spliced from 3 exons. The record is from RefSeq and is a predicted model, not a curated record.
AUGGCUCCAUAUAAUGUGCGCUGGGGCAUUAUGGCCACCGGCGGAAUCGCUAAUGUCUUCGUACGAGACCUAUUGAAAGACCCCAACACCCGCGGCGCCUCGGACAUCUCUCACAGCGUGGUGGCUGUGGCAUCGUCGUCUUCCAAGCCUCGCGCAGAAAAGUUCAUCUCUGAUACGGGCAUUCCUGGCUCCUGCGUGGCCUACGGCUCUUAUGAGGAACUCGUGGCGGAUAGUAACGUGGACGUGGUGUACGUGGCAACGCCACACUCCCACCACUUCCAGAACGCCAUGCUGGCCCUCGAGGCAGGCAAGAAUGUCCUGUGUGAAAAGGCCUUCACCGUCAAUGCAGCUCAAACUAAGAUUCUAUGUGAGACGGCCCAGAAAAAGAGCCUGUUCCUCAUGGAAGCUGUCUGGACCCGGUACUUCCCGCUGAGUGUCCAGGUUCGCGAGCUGAUCCAGAACGGGGCCAUCGGAGAGGUACUGCGUGUCAUGGCUGAUAACAGUUUCGGCGACGAUGUCGAAGUGCAGUGGGGUACGAAACAUCGCAUGGUCAACAUGGACCUGGCAGGAGGUUGCUUGCUGGAUCGUAUGUCCUCACCCGUCCUCCUCGUUCUUCCCUUUGCUUUCGUCCAGGCUGCAGGACUAAUUCGUUCACUUGCAGUGGGUAUCUACUCCUUGACUUGGGUCUUCCAGACUCUGUAUCACACCCUACCCCGAGCCCAGCGGAAACCACCCUCUGCUAUCUCGGCCCACAUGACCCCAUACCACCUUACUGGUGCCGAUGAGGCAACCACUAUUCUCCUCACUUUUCCGACCAGCACGCCCUCGAAUCUCCAACAUCCAGGCCAAUCGCAGGCCGUGGCCAUGACUCACCUACGGGUCUCGACUGACCCUGAUGAGCACAACUCCUCCGGUCCCUGUGUUCGCAUCCAGGGCACCAAGGGUGAGAUUCAGGUCUAUGGGGCCGCAUUCCAGCCAGAACGGUACCGUCUGAUCCCUAAGAAAGGCGAAGGUGAGAUCAAGGAGGUGGAGUGUCCUUUCCCAGACUCUGGGAGAGGCAUGUACUGGGAAGCCGAUGAGGUGGCACGGUGUUUGCGAGAUUGCAAGCUUGAAAGUGACACUAUGCCCUUGGAGGAGAGCAUCGUUAUCAUGGAGGUCAUGGAUGAGGUCAGACGUCAAGGUGGUUUGGCUUAUCCUGAAAAGAUCGAAUCCACCGUGUACCCUACUCGGCUAUAG